AUGUUCGAUACACAAUUUCGUCUUUCACCCGAACUAUUGGGUAAUGGUACAACAUCUGAUGAUUCAUCAUCAAAUGGACCGUGGCCACAAAUGUCACUUGAUCGUCUUCUUGAACAUCAUGAUAUAACACCGGCUCAACCAAUAUCAAUUAAUGAUACAACAAAUAAUGAUUUUUGGUCAUCAUCAGCACAAUUUAAAGAAUUUUUUAAUAAUUAUCAUCGACAAGCUCAACAACAAAAUCAACCAAUUGAUAUAUCAUCUUUACUUUCAUCAUCGCCAUCACCACCACCUCCAUUACAGCAACAACAACAUCAACAACAUCAAUCACAACAACAACAUUUUCAAUUACCUCUUGUUGAUAAUCAUAUAUUUGAACCUCAACCUGAUCCACAACCUUUAUUUUUUGGACAAUAUUCAUCUGAUAAUAAUCCAAUGUCUUAUAGACGAGAUUCAAUUCAUUAUCAACAGCAACCGCAACCAUAUACAAAUCGUUCACGACAAACAAAUUUUCAACGACAACAACAACAUCAAUAUAAUCGAACUGCACCGCCAGUUCUUCAAAUACCUAAUGAAGAUCAUUAUCAACAACAGCAACCACACCAACAACAAGCAAUUGGUCCACCACGUUUUAAACAAAAUCCACCUCCGGCUUAUGUUGCUUGUUUAAAUCAUGGCAUUAAUUAUAAUGGUGUAUCUGGUCCACCUAUACUUUUACCACCAUCAUUUUAA
Rotaria sp. Silwood2 is the source of this 729-nucleotide messenger RNA. NCBI's taxonomy places the organism in Eukaryota, Metazoa, Rotifera, Eurotatoria, Philodinida, Philodinidae. The record is from the annotation of a GenBank genome assembly.